Messenger RNA from Echinococcus granulosus, 1182 nucleotides. Its product is annotated as Inositol monophosphatase 3. Gene Ontology annotation, biological process: phosphatidylinositol phosphate biosynthetic process. NCBI's taxonomy places the organism in Eukaryota, Metazoa, Platyhelminthes, Cestoda, Cyclophyllidea, Taeniidae. The transcript has 7 exons. The record is from RefSeq and is a predicted model, not a curated record. Gene Ontology annotation, molecular function: 3'-nucleotidase activity. Gene Ontology annotation, cellular component: endomembrane system. Bases 1 to 1182 code for a protein of 393 amino acids.
AUGAUAACACCGUUUUUGGCACCUCCUGACCAGGCGCCAUUGGCCAAUCGCCUGUUCGUAAUCGCAAUGGCACAGAUUUCUCUAACACACAAGGGCAUUUUUGUUCUGGUCGUUGGGGGAAUCACUCUUAUUCUAUUCCUUCUCUCUGAUGGUGGCCAAACGGGCUAUGAGACCAAUCCCGAUGUUGUUAGUCUUCGGUCAGUUUUUGUAACCUUGGUGAUAGCUGUGGAAGAGGCUGGUCGUGCCAUCAAGGUUUUAUCUGAUCUCCAACCGGCAAAUCCGUUCAACUUACACAAAAAGCCCGCUCUUCUCAAGUUGAACCCUACGGGACAUAUUACUAUGGAGGAGGUCGUAACAGAAGCCGACCUUCUCUCAAACUACUGCAUUGUUAGACGCAUCAAACUACUUCGACCAGAUUUCACCUCGCAGAUCAAUUCAGAGGAGCGCGAGAUGCCGCAACAGUCUUCGAUAACACUGGCAAUGAAGAGCAUUUUAACGGGGAGACAAUCUAUCAUGAGGCGCAAGCACCUACUGACUAUGCUGCCAGAACAGGACGUUUUCCUGCACCUGCACCAAGUCUCCCUCUGGGUUGAUCCUCUAGACGCCACGCAGGAGUACAGUGAAAAUCUGCUCCAAUUUGUUUCGGUAAUGGGCUGUGGAUCUAUACAUGGAGAGCCUGUUUUCGGUGUUGUUCACUUCCCCUUCCUUAAUGCCACCUGCUACAAGAUGAUUAAACUGGCGCUUGGCGAAGCGGACCUCUACGUGCAUGCGGGCGGUGCACGGCGGUGGGACGUGUGCGCGCCCUCGGCGAUCCUGGUGGCGCGCGGUGGAGUGGUGCGCACCCUGGUGGGUGACCCUCUCCACUUUCAUCACAAUGACCCCAGCGACCUUGACUCCCACCAAGGCAUCUUUGCAGCUGCCUCGCUUGACCUCUUUAACACUUGGGCAUCCACUGUCGCCUCGCUCAUUUCAAAUAUCCCUCCCACUGACACUUAUAUUGUCAUUGGUCGCAUCUUGACCGAGCUUUCUUGGGGUCUGGGUGCUCAAAUACGCGACGUCUACUUGCUGGACUACAACCACCUCGACUUCGUUUGGGGCGUAGACGCUGCCUCACACAUCUACCGCAACAUCAUUCACUUCUUCCGACAGCAUCGGUGGUCCCUUCUCCUUCGGCACCUUUAA